This is a messenger RNA of Equus caballus (horse), 2513 nucleotides long. RefSeq names its product nuclear receptor binding factor 2 (gene NRBF2). NCBI's taxonomy places the organism in Eukaryota, Metazoa, Chordata, Mammalia, Perissodactyla, Equidae. The record is from RefSeq and is a predicted model, not a curated record. Gene Ontology annotation, biological process: autophagy.
UCAUGACGCGUGCGUGGCCGCGGCGCAGGCCGGGCCCGCGGCGCCGGAGGAGGAAGUGGUACGGUUGCUUCUCCUUCCGCGCCCACCGCUGGCUCCCGGGGCGCGGAGAGGGGUCUCCGUCGCCGGCGCUGCGUCGUGCUCUCGUGCUGUUCCCGUCCAUGUGCCCCUGCGCCGUGGCUCCCCUUCCUCAGGCCACCGCUCACCCGGGGGUCUAUGGAAGUAAUGGAAGGACCCCUCAACUUGGCUCAUCAACAGAGCAGACGAGCAGAUCGUUUAUUAGCUGCAGGGAAAUACGAAGAGGCUAUUUCUUGUCACAAAAAGGCUGCAGCAUAUCUUUCUGAAGCCAUGAAGCUGACUCAGUCUGAGCAGGCUCAUUUAUCACUGGAACUGCAGAGAGACAGCCACAUGAAACAGCUUCUCCUCAUCCAGGAGAGAUGGAAGCGGGCAAAGCGAGAGGAAAGAUUGAAAGCCCAGCAAAGCAUAGACAAGGAUGCAGCUGCCCAGCUGCAGGCAUCUCACAAACCCUCUGCUGAGGACACAGAGGGACACAGUCCCCUGCUCUCUCAGAAGCACAGCCCUCCCACGGAGAAGCACCUGUCUGAAAUUCAGCGGGUUUUUGACAGGGAUCCAGACACUCUCCUAUUUUUACUUCAGCAGAAGAGUGAGCCAACAGAGCCAUGCAUUGGAAGCAAAGCCCCAAAAGAUGAUAAAACAAUUAUAGAGGAGCAGGCAACCAAAAUUGCAGAUUUGAAGAGGCUUGUGGAAUUCCUGGUGGCUGAGAAUGAAAGAUUAAGGAAAGAAAAUAAACAACUAAAGGCUGAAAAGGCCAGACUUCUAAAAGGCCCAAUAGACAAGGAGCUGGAUGUGGAUGCUGAUUUUGUAGAAAAGUCAGAGUUAUGGAGCUUGCCACCACAUUCAGAAACUGCUGCAGCCUCUCCAACCUGGCAGAAGUUUGCCGCAAAUACUGGGAAAGCCAAGGAUAUUCCGAUACCCAAUCUUCCUCCCUUGGAUUUUCCAUCUCCAGAACUUCCCCUCAUGGAGCUCUCUGAGGAUAUUCUGAAAGGACUUAUGAAUAAUUAAAAUGGAAGGUCACAGAAGAGGCGGGAAGAGGAAAUAAUGCUGUAAUAGUUAAUCCGGCAAAAAAAAAAGGGAAAACCACACGCAAGGGUAAUUCCGGAGACGCCCAUCAUCGGCUACUGUGGAGAAGAGGCGUUGCCAGGACUUGGAAACAGUCACUGUGAAAUAUGUCGCAUAUCUGAUUUACUGACUCGAGCUAAUGAUUCCAGACUUGGCAGACACUAAAUUCUUGGAGGUUCACUUUCUCCUGAUACAAACCAAAUGGCUACCUGGAAUAAUUUUUUUCAAGCAACAAUUAUUUUUCUUAUCUUCAGGGUUAAAAUGUAUAAAAGUAUGUUAUUUGUAAUUAAUUUAUAAGGCCAUAAAUGAUAAUGCAAAACCUAAAUAACAGGUGGCCUGAGGCGCUGCCUUGUAUUUGAAACAUGCUUCUAUCAUGCGUUGACUGUGUGCAUUUUGUUAUGCACAUUUCAUUCGUUUCAUAAGGUGUGUAAGACACCCCUGUCUAGAUGAAACUCUGUGCCACACUUUGCACUACUCAUAACAUAAUGAUAACCUCAAGACUAUCAGGAGAAAUAUUUAAAUUUCCAUUUUAUGAAGAAAGGAACCAAAUUGUUAGUUAUGCUUUUUAAAAAAAUUACCAGUUUACAUAAUUAAUCAGGGUGCAUUUUAAGUUCUAACUUUUUUUGUUUAUUGUAUAAUGCAUCAUUUGAAAAUACCAAGGAAAUGUCCUUUUGUUUUUAAUGAUGCAUGAGUGGAAGUAAUGCUAGUUGGCAGUAUUUGAUGUAAGAAAUCAAUAAAGUAAUUGUGUUUUAUACCUUUGUUGAAUGUGGUUGGUAGUUAAAAAGCAAGUUUUGUAUGGCUUCUGUGUUUGUAAAUUUUGAAUAUGAAUUUGAAGAGAUUCUGUCAAAUGAUUGCCUUGGUUUGUUAAAGAUUUUCUUCAGUAUUUUGUAGUCAGUUUUCUCUACAACUAGGGUGAAAAAAGAACAGGAAGUUCCUGAGGUUUAAAUGUGUUCCCAACCUUUCUCUCACCCUCGCACACGUGGACAGCGCUCGGGCUGGCGGCGGCCGUCCCUGGGGCACGUGCGCCCCGGCAGAGCUCAGUGGUUGCGAAGCGCUGCCUGGGCCGUCUCCUCUCUGCACAGGCUGGCGGUCCCGGAGUGGGAAGGGGAGGAGGAUAUAACUGAAACUCGUGGGUGCAAGCCCCUGGGUGUGUCUAAAGCAUAGACUUCGUUUAUUUUGAGGGAAUGAUAGAGAUGGAUGACCAGCAUGUUCCUGAGGUACUAAGAAACAGUUGGGUUGAGGGGAUAGUGGUGGGCUCAUGUUUAGUGAGGAAACUAGCAGAAGUAGGCUGAGAUGAAGUGACUGCAGAGGUCACAUUUUUUCCUGUCUCAUCUUGCUGCUGCUGAAACCAAAAAUAAACUAGCAUCUUAAAAUAA